ACUUUGAAUGCCCACCCUGGCGUCAGUUAGAGAAAAAUGCUGAGUCUUUUCUGGGUUUCUCUUUAGCUCUUAACCGUCAUUUACUUAGGGGGGAAAGAAAACAGCCCUUUUAGCUUCAGCUGAGGAAAGGAAACCUGAACAUUUAAAAAAAAAAACGAAUCCAUCAAGUUGGCAAAAUUGGAUGUUUGAACCUGGGAUUUUGAAAAAUUUUUGGAAACAUUUUUGAAGAACUAGCAAGGAUGUUUCUUAAAAUCCAGUUCCUCGUUUUGCUGAUUGGGAGUGUGUCUUUUCAGGUGAUUGCUGAGGAAGAAAGUGCCGUUUUACAGGAAGAUGAAACAGCGACUGGAAGCAGCAACGGCUCACAACCAACUCCGCUACCUACGAAACUACAGGCCUUAACAAAUAUUUCCCACUUUGAAGAACUGAUGACCACAGAAAGUGCUGUGUCAGCUAGCGAAGACAGCGAUAACUCAACAGACCCAGAAGUCCCUGAAAAUUUUGAAGAUGGUUUGGAAACAGCUGCGCUGGUUGGGAUAAUCAUCGGCAUUGUCGUUGCAAUCGGCGUGGUCACCGGGAUCAUAAUCACUGUUGCAAGGAAAAUGUCGGGCAGGUACUCGCCCUAAGAAUCAACAAAGAAGGCAAUAAAAUCAGAAAAUGUGCUUUCCCCUUUCUGAACAUCUCUCCUCAUGUACAGACAAUGGAAGAUGACCCGUGGGAACGGUGAAAUGUGGACUCGCCGCCAGCCCACGGAGAUCCGACACAGUUUCCUGGAGGGAUGCUUCGCGUGCCAAAAAUGAAAAACUGCUCACCUAAAAUAGCUAUAGACAGAAUGGAAAAUUUUGCACAGUUAGGGCCUUCUUUUUAAAAAAAAGGGGGGGGGGUUUCACUUCCAUGAUGCCAUUUACAGGCAAUCAAAAUAGGUUGCUAGGAACAGUUUAUAGAACUCAUGGAGCAAGGUGGUUUCUGCACUUUGCAUGAUGUAUUAUUCUGGUUUUUUUGUUUUUUGUUAAAAAUGAGCUGGAUCCAGCCAGCAUUUUCACUCAGUCCUUUUAACAGCCCCUGCCCUGCAUGGCUUUUGCAUAUGCAAGUCCCGUGAUCACCAGCAUUGCCUUUCCUGGUGUAUAAAGGGGACCCCACUUUCCUUUUCACCAAUAAAAAAGUUGGCUGGAUCCAACCCUAUGGAUAUCUUGUGAUAUAAUACAGAUCCUUACUGGGGAGGGGUGGGGGUCUAAAACUUAACUGUGUAUAGUUUGAACUUUGGAACCUGAACACAUGAAACUGAGAUUCUACAAGAAGAAUAAAUGGUGCAAAAAUG
Messenger RNA from Eublepharis macularius, 1315 nucleotides. It is a transcript of the gene PDPN, whose product is annotated as podoplanin. The transcript is spliced from 5 exons. Lineage: Eukaryota; Metazoa; Chordata; Lepidosauria; Squamata; Eublepharidae. The record is from RefSeq and is a predicted model, not a curated record. Gene Ontology annotation, biological process: actin-mediated cell contraction; response to hyperoxia; positive regulation of cell migration. Gene Ontology annotation, molecular function: chemokine binding; protein-folding chaperone binding; signaling receptor binding. The coding region runs from base 240 to 623 and encodes 127 amino acids. Gene Ontology annotation, cellular component: basolateral plasma membrane; filopodium; apical plasma membrane.